AGUCGCCACAGUCCACUCCGGCUCCACAUCAGUCAACAUGGGUCGGUGGAAACUACACAAUGUUGUGUUUCUCAUGCUUGUCUGCUGCUGCAAUGGGCAGUUUGACGUUAGUCGGCCUAGAGGAAGACCUCGUCCCCCCUGGAGUGACAGAUUUGCACCAAUAGAUAGAUACUGGGGCAUCCAUAACAUACCUCUUAAACCGACGGUCAGUUCAUCUCAGAGGUUUACUCUGAUGGCUCCAGACCUGCUGAGGGCAGACAGUCCUGAAAACAUCUAUCUGCAGGCCGACGGGGAUCAGACCGGCCCCAUCACUGUCUCAAUCACCAUCCAGGACUACACUAGGACCGCCACACUCCUCCAGGACUCCGUUACACUCAAUCAGGAAAAUGGCUUUCACGCUCUCAAGAGUAUACAGCUUUCCUCGGGCCCCUUAGAUCGUGACGAGAAAAAGAACAAGUUUGUGUAUCUGAAGGUGAAGUUUGCUGACGUUCACAAUGAGGAAAGGAUAAUGAUGGUGACUUUUCACUCUGGAUACAUCUUCAUCCAGACAGAUAAACCCAUUUACAAACCUGGAGAUAGUGUACGGUUUAGAGCCUUCGUGUCCUCUCCAGCCUUUAAGGCUUUUGACAACUCUGUCUCAAUAGAUAUCAAGAAUCCAGAGGAUGUGGUGGUUAAGCAGGUCUUCAGGGUCAAAGCUAACGAUGGCAUCUUUUCAGACACUUUUGCUCUCUCGGAAAUUGUCAACGAGGGAACAUGGACGGUGAUUGCCAAGUUUGACCACUGGCAGCAGAACACAUUCACCUCCAAGUUUGAGGUGAAGAAAUAUGUGCUCCCAGCCUUCAAUGUUACCUUAACACCCAGGCAGUCCUUCCUCUUCCUGGAUGAAAGUGAGCUGGUAGUGGAGAUAUCAGCCAGGUACCUGUAUGGGGAGCCAGUCCAGGGGACGGCAUAUGUGGUGUUUGGAGUGCAGAGCAACAAAGAGAUGAGAAGGUUAUCGUCAGUGAAGCAGGUGUCAGAUCUGGAUGGAGGAUUUGUCAGGCUGAGCAUGGAGGAGAUCAAGAGAGCUUAUCCUGACUUGAGAUCUUUGGUGGGCUCCUCUGUGUAUGUCAAGGCCUCUGUCUUGACCAAGACAGGCAGUGACCUGGUUGAAGCUGAGAAGACCGGCAUUAAAAUCGUGGAGUCUCCUUAUGUCAUAUCCUUUAAACACAUGUCAAAGUACUUCAAGCCAGGUCUACCCUUCGAUUUCAAAAUCCAGGUGAACCACCACGAUGGUUCCCCGGCCCGUAAUGUCCUGGUAAGAGUGAGUCUGCUGGAUGAUCCCCUGAUCGUCAGCUCCGGUACAGUGAGCGUUACCAUCAACAUGCCCAGCGAUCAAAUCCCACAAACCAUCACUGUUGAGACCACACAGGCCGGCCUGAGUCCAGAGCAGCAGGCCAGCCACAAGAUCGUUGUUCAGCCAUACGUCACCUUUAACAAUCGAAAGCAGAACUACCUAUACAUAUCCACUGGGACCAACACGGUGUCUGUUGGGGACAGACUGUCCCUGAAACUGUCCAUCAAGACAGCAGAACAGAGCGACAGAGACUUCAUCAAACAAAUCACCUACAUGGUGCUCAGUAAAGGCAAAAUCAUCCUUGCUGAACGCAUUGAUGUGUCCAAUCAGCUGGUCACCAGUGUCGAGCUGACGGUCACCCCGGAGAUGAUGCCAUCUUUCCGUUUCGUGGCGUUCUAUAGCAUUCCCUGGACCAGGCGUGAAGAGGUGGUGGCUGACUCCGUGUGGAUUGAUGUGGCAGAUUCCUGCAUUGGAGCGCUUAAAGUUGGGCCGGAUGGCAGACAUCGUGACUACCAGCCAGGGAAGAACUUACGUUUACAGAUCAAAGGUGACCCAGGGGCAAAAGUCAGCCUGGUGGCUGUGGACAAUGCUGUGUAUCUUCUCAAUAAGGACAGACUCACACAGAGAAAGAUUUGGGACGUGGUGGAGCACGGAGACAUCGGCUGCACCCAAGGGGGAGGCCGAGAUGCAGCAAAGGUGUUCACAGACGCAGGACUACUCUACACCUCUAGCGCUGGGUUUAAAACCAUAGUCAGACAAGCCCUGCAUUGUCCAAGCAGUGCCAGAAGGAGGCGCUCUGCUGAACUGUUACAGCGGAAAGCCCAGCUAGAGAGCCACUACAAGGAUAAGCUGCAGCAUCGUUGCUGUAAGGAUGGCCUGAGGAAAGUCCCCAUGCCGUACUCGUGCACACGACGCUCCCUCUACAUCACUGAGGGCUGGGAGUGCAUCCGGGCUUUUCGCUACUGCUGCGCCACCUACCGGGACGAGGUGUUUGAUACCGAGAUUCCGACCACAACAGCACCCAUUACCACAGCUGCCCCCACCACCACUUCUCCACCCAGGACCUUUUUUCCAGUCUUUGCUCGAGAGAGGAUAACCCUCCAACGGAGCGACUUUGAUUGGGGAUCUUCUGGGUCAUCUAACGUGCAAUUUACAAAAGUAAACAAAGCGUCGGAAGAACAUAUUCCGAUCAUGUCAAGGGGUGUGAUGAUGGAGGAGGAGGAAGAGGAGGAGGAAGAGGAGGAGGAGGAAGAGUGGGAGUACCUAGAUGAAACUCAGGUGUAUCUGCGCUCCAAGUUCUUCGAGUCUUGGCUGUGGAUUGGUGUUGAUCUGCCCAAUGAGGCUGGCAAAGACGGGUUCGCGACUCAAAACGUGGAUCGCCCCUUACCUGACAGCAUCACGGAGUGGGGAGUUCUGGCUGUCAGUGCAUCACCUCAAACAGGUUUCUGUGUUGCCGAGCCUUACAAUGUCAGAGCAUGGAAGCGUUUCUUCGUGGACCUGAGGCUGCCGUAUUCAGUGGCAAGGAAUGAACAGGUCGUGAUUAAAGCAGUUGUCCAUAACUACGGCUAUGACGACCUGCAUGUGAGGGUGGUGCUGAUGAAGACAGAUAACAUGUGCAGCGUCGCCUUCAAGGACAGACACACACAGGACAUUUUGGUGCCGGCCGGCUCUUCUAUUGCGGUGCCUUACACCAUCGUACCACUGGUGGUGGGCAAGCUUCCUCUGGAGGUGAUGGUGGCAGACAGGGACAUGAUGGGAACAGACCGCAUCCAGAAAUUGCUACGUGUGGUGUUGGACGGAGUGCAGAAAAUUAAAGUUUGGAGUGUGGUGUUGAACCCAUCUGCUCAAGGAGGAACACAAUCAGUUCGUGUGGGCAAGAUCGAACUGGAGUCAGUUGUGCCAAACUCUGUGCCAGAGACAUUCAUCAAUAUCAGAGGGAACGUGUUGGCAGACAGCAUUGAGAACUCUAUCAGUGAGGACUCUUUGGCGUCUCUGAUCAGGAUGCCCGGUGGCUGUGUGGAGCAGAACUUGGCUAGCAUCACUCUGCCGCUCAUUGCCACCCUCUACCUGGAGCGAACCAACAACUGGGAGAGUGUUGGGGUGCAGCGCAGGGGCGAGGCUCUUGGAUACAUUAAGAAAGGCUACGAGAACCAGUUGGCAUACAGAAAGAGCGAUGGCUCCUACCCCCCCUACAGGCGGGAAGGUGCAAGCACAUGGAUCACAGCGUACGUGGUGAAGGUUUUCUCCAUGGCUCACUCCAUCAUCGGCAUCGACGAGCAGCAAGUGUGUGACCCUCUGCUCUACCUGGUGAAGAACAAAGCCAGAAUGCAAAGGGGAGACUUUGUAGAGGACAACCCGGUUUACACCACGACCAUGACUGGUGGUCUCCGUGGUGAUGACCCUGAGGCGACCCUUACAGCCUUCGUCGUCAUAGCGCUUGCUGAGGCAAAGCAGACAGGAGUCCGCUGCACUGGUGCAGAAGUGGAGGCUGUUAUAAGUAGGGCAGGCACAUACCUGGCGAAAGUGCUGGCGAGGACGGGGAGGAGACCGUACACAGUGGCCAUUGUCUCAUAUGCGAUGACUCUGCUUAAAAAACCCUUCAGCCCACAGUCUUUACUCGGAGCUGCAGCUGCAGGUGGCAGCCACUGGCCUGACAGGCAGAACUCCUUGUUCACCCUGGAGGGGACCGGCUAUGCCCUGCUAGCAUUGGUGAAGAUGGGCCGCAUGCAGGAAGCUGAAGUACCCUUCAGAUGGCUGAACAGCCAGCGGAGGAGAGGAGGGGGCUUCGGUUCUACUCAGUCCACCAUGGUGGUACUCCAAGCGCUGUCAGAGUACCUGAUCAACAAACCUCCUCCCAAUGACCUCAGUCUGGAUGUGGACGUGAGAGUGAGAGGCCGCCAGGAAAUCCGUUACAAUUUCAACCCUGAGACCGCCUACGUUGCUCGCUCCUCCAGGUUGCCUCCUAAUCUUGACCUGAGCGUGGAGGCACGAGGGAACGGAGAGGGAAUACUAGAGGUUGUGACCUAUUACAACCAGCUGCAUGAUGUGGAUGAGAAAAUGCCCUGCGAGCACUUUGAGCUCAAUGUCACAAUCGAGGAAUCCAGCGAGAAGAUUCCAGCAGAUAUAGAAAAGUCCUACCAGAUCACCAUCAAAGUGAGGUCUUUAGGACCAAGAGAUGUCAGGAUGGUGGUCCUGGAUAUCAGUCUGCCUACCGGCUUCACCCCUGAAAACUCAGACCUGGAGAUGUUGUCCAACUCAGUGGACCGUUACAUCAAUCACUUCCAGAUCGUUGAUAACCUGAGUGACAGAGGCUCUCUGAUCAUCCACCUGUUCAAGGUGUCUCAUAAAGAGCCAGAGAUCCUGAUGUUCAGGCUUCAGCAGAGCUUCAAAGUCGGACUCCUCCAGCCUUCUUCAGUCACUGUCUAUGAGUAUUAUAACCCAGACCACCGCUGCAGUCGUACAUACACUCCCACUGAGGAUACAGAGGCGCUCACUCAGAUCUGCUCUGCUAACGCCUGCCGCUGCGUACAAGGUGACUGCUGCAUCUCCAAACGUGACAAUGAAAACUUCCCCAACAAAGAAAGAGAAGUAUUUGCCUGCAAGACGUUACACCACGUUUUCCAGGUGAAGGUGCUGAGCGUCAGCAAGAGUUAUUAUGACAAAUAUGAGAUGGAGAUCACAAAAGUUAUCAAGCUGGGUCUGGAGGCAGGAGUGGUAGCUGGUCAGAAGACUUUUUUUAUGUCUCAUGGAGGCUGCAGAGAUGGGCUCAACCUGGAGGUGGAUUCUCAGUACCUCAUCAUAGGCCCCAAAGAUGACGCGUGGAACAUUAAUAGCGACACAAACAGAUUCAUCUACAUGCUCGGGAAGGACACCUGGGUGGAGCGCUGGCCUUCGUCUGCAGAGUGCUCCAGCAAUACCAGCCUGCAAGCGAAAUGCACACACCUUAAUGAUGUAGCAGAAGAAUUGUCUGUCAAUGGCUGCAGGGUGUAGAGCUGUCUGAGAGAUGACAAAUAACUGUGUACACAAAGAUUUAUUGUUCAUUAUAACCCACUCUGUGCAAUAAGGACACUGUAUACAAAUGUAUUUGUGUUUUCACCGUGGAAAAGUGAACAGAAAGUGAUAAAGCAGAAACGUGUUCCAUUAGAUUAUUCUCUACUCUGAUUAUGUAACAUAAGAAUGAGGAAAAAGUAACUACCACUGGCAGGAACAAUGCAAAACAAAAUAUCCAAAUUUUCACAAUGUGUAAUAAGUCUAACAUGAGCUAUGACACAUAUGUGUCACUCUUGUUGCAGAUCCUUUACAUUAUUUCACCUUUAAAGUUUGACAAAUGUUGUUGAGGUUUACAGGUCAAUGAUUAUUCUUUGUUGUUGUGGCAAAAAGCAACAUGAUGUUGAUCUACAGGAUAGUGAGUGACCCUGCAGUCUGAACUUACAAAAGCUAAGGAGGAAGUUGUCUUGAACUGCAACUUUCAUUUGUGUUCAGGAGACCAUAAGACCAGAUCAGAGUCUUAAAAUAAACCAGACUUCCUCUUCACAUCGUUGAUAUGCAUGACUAGCCCGCAUUCCGGUAAAAGCAAAAAAAAAGUACAUAAGAAAAUGUUUGUUGUUGAUUUACAAACUGUAUAUGAACGUUAUACUGUGAUAUAUAUAUAUAUAUAUAUAUAUAUAUAAUAGAGAAUGAAAGACUAAUUUUGUGGCCUGAUUGUUCUAAACCUGCACUGUAUUCUGUCCUCUUUUUUUCUUCUUCUUGUAAACAACAAUGGGCGGGCCAGUAUCUAAAAGAAUAUCCUGUCAGGCCCUCUCUCAGUGGUGCCUGACAAUUAUGUGACAGAUAAUACACUAAGACAUUGAACAUUACCUUUACAAUAUGAUUUAAAAGAUGUAUUGCGUUAAUAAGAACAGCAAAAAGCCUCAUGUUGCUUUUAAAAUAAAUAAUUGCUAGUAGUAGUAACUUAUUUUAGACUUUACACUUUAGGGUUUAUUGUGCAUAGUACAAGUCAUUUUGAUAGUGGAAGAGGGAAAUCAAAAUUUAGUCCGUAACCAAUCACAAAAAUACUAUUAACAUCAGUAAUGGAAGAUAUUAAAACAAUUGUUGGCAAGGUUCAGUGAUCUCUAAGCCACUGCUUUGAGGUUGCUAGGAAACCAGCCAUGGCUGAUAAGUCACUGCACCUGGCCAGGAAAUAGUCUGGCACAUAGAUUUACUGUAAGGCCCUCUGAAAACCACAACUUCUCAUUUUUACACUUCUGUUCUUGUAAGAUAAUUAAAAGGAAGUUUUAUAUACUUGUGACCUCUCAUCACAGGUUAUGUGGAUUGGUAUGGACAUGAAAGCUUCUGACCUGUGUUUGAAACCACUUUGAUGUUUCUAAAAACAUGUUUUUCAUACAUAUUGCUAACAUAUAAUACAUGACUCUGUAUACACAAAUGUAUAUGAAAUAUUAUCCAACACCUAUUCAUUAGGCCUAACAACAGAAGUAUAUAUACUCUCUUAUAAAUACAUUUUCUUUCAAAUAAAACAAUAAAGAAUGAUACAAAAAUAAACAAA
Scomber scombrus (Atlantic mackerel) is the source of this 6875-nucleotide messenger RNA. RefSeq names its product complement C3-like. Gene Ontology annotation, cellular component: extracellular region. The transcript has 44 exons. Gene Ontology annotation, molecular function: protein binding; endopeptidase inhibitor activity. Bases 38 to 5323 code for a protein of 1761 amino acids. The record is from RefSeq and is a predicted model, not a curated record. Lineage: Eukaryota; Metazoa; Chordata; Actinopteri; Scombriformes; Scombridae.